AUGCAGCGUACACCAGCCGAAGUGGCACCGACGUUCCACGGCUACAUAGAGUCUACUGCCGACGUUCUGCUCGUGCUCCAGGCCGUCCUGGACGGCAAGCUCGCCACCGUCAGCCGCAGGCCCUACGAAAUUGAGCGACCGCAACUGAUCGCGUCCGGCAACCUGUUCGUGUUCAUAGAGGAGACCUCGGGCAUACGACGUUGGACCGAUGGCGUGCCGUGGUCCCCGUCUCGCAUUCUAGGCAAGUUUCUCGUGUACCGGGAACUCGAUAAAAGGAAAAAAAGCCCGCCCUCACUGGCACCCCUCAAUGGGGCUGCCCCCCCACCGCACCAAUCUCCGCAUGCUGGCUCCACUUCUUCCGCAACUUCCUCUUCUUCUUCUUCACAUUCGUUCCGCUCCGGCGGCUUGGUGAAAAAAGCCAUGUCGCUGCAUCUCGAACGCAGCCCGCACUUGAAUCUCCCGCUUCAACACCACACCAUCCAUAUCAUCUCUUACUUCACUGCGGAAGACGUGGAUGCCAACCUUCUGAAGACCCCUACCAACGAUCCGUUUUUCAAAGAUAUCAAGCCCUGUUCAGAACUUAUGGACGCGCUAGAAAAAUCCACCGUGGGUAGCAGCUCUAAAAAUUCUGCUCCCUCUGCAAGCAGAUUACUUCGUGCAGACUCCACUUCUUCCACUUCUUCCUCUUCAAAACAGCAGCAAAAGCCUAUGUUUGUCGCCAGUCCAUUUUAUACUGCUCCUUUCCAAAGUUUGCCGCAGAGCUACCCUCCACCACCGCCUCACGGCUUUCCUCAGUCCAUAUCCCCGCCUGCACCGUUGCAAGGUGGAUUUCCACAACCGUAUCCUCAAGGUUACUCCCAAAGUUAUCCAACAGCACUGCCCCACACGUUCUCGCAGGGUUUCCAACUGGGCUACCCUCAGGAGCAACAGACUUACGGUUUCCAACCACAAGUGUACGCUCAGGGAUUACCCCAAGGUUAUCCUUCGAAUCUUUCGCAAUCUUUGCCGCCUCAGGGCCCAGCUUUAGGGAUUUCACAGGGCUUGAUUCAGGGACAUCCUCAUAAUUUACCCGCCCUUCCGCAAGGUGUUAAUUCACAAUAUGCAUAUUAUCAUGCGAAUCAGAUGUUACCACCACCUGCUUCCCAAGUAGCGCGGUCUGGUUCUUUUUUUGCCUCCCAGGAUCAUCAGCAAACUUCAUCCAAGAGGCCCUCCGGCGCUACCAUUCAGCUGCCUCCCCCCGUGAUUUCUCAAUCCAUACAACAAGAAGAACAGCAGGCACCUUAUCAGGGCGUCCCUGGGAUUAAUAGCUACACAAUUUAUCAAUCUCCUCCGCCGCCAUUGCAGCAUGGUGCGACACAAUUAUCGCAGAGCCAAAAGCUCCCUCAAAAUCAUCAACAGCAUGUACAACAGCAUUUCUCGCCUCCACACCAGUCGGUAUACGUACCGUAUCAAAAUCAAAAUCAAAAUCAAAAUCAAAAUCAAAAUCAAAAUCAAAAUACGCUCGGCAAAGACGAUUCUUCUACUAGGAAUGGUGAAUCGUCGUCGCCAAGGGUUAGUCUGCCCUCUGUCAUUCAAUUUGCCAACAAUAACCAAGAGCAGAAUGAUAAUUCCAAAGUGGGCAGAUCUUCGUACUUUCCCAAAUAA
This is a messenger RNA of Lachancea fermentati, 1644 nucleotides long. Lineage: Eukaryota; Fungi; Ascomycota; Saccharomycetes; Saccharomycetales; Saccharomycetaceae. The record is from the annotation of a GenBank genome assembly.